Messenger RNA from Chenopodium quinoa (quinoa), 2214 nucleotides. RefSeq lists its product as uncharacterized. Bases 1 to 2214 code for a protein of 737 amino acids. The record is from RefSeq and is a predicted model, not a curated record. Gene Ontology annotation, molecular function: zinc ion binding; nucleic acid binding. Gene Ontology annotation, biological process: DNA integration. The transcript is spliced from 6 exons. Lineage: Eukaryota; Viridiplantae; Streptophyta; Magnoliopsida; Caryophyllales; Amaranthaceae.
AUGAAUACUCAUGAGAAGCUCGAGGAAGGAUACUCAACUCAGAGGCCUCCUAUGUUUAAUGGCAAGUUCUAUACUUACUGGAAGAACCGCGUGGAGAUCUUUAUCAAGGCAGAGAACUACCAAGUUUGGAGGGUCAUCGAGGUUGGUAAUUUCGAAGUCACCAAAACUAAUGCUCAGAAUGAGGUAAUCCCUAAGCCUAUGUCUGAAUAUGAAAAAGAGGACUUUGAUAAAAUGGAAAUAAAUGCUAUGGCUGUGAAAUUGCUACACUGUGGACUUGGACCUCACGAACACAAUCGUGUUAUGGGGUGCAAGAACGCUAAGGAAAUAUGGGAUUUGCUGCAGAUUACUCAUGAAGGAACUAAUGAGGUUAAACGCUCAAAAAUCGAUCUACUUAUGUCUAAGUAUGAAAGAUUUGAGAUGCAGCCUAAGGAAACCAUUCAAGAGAUGCUAACCCGUUUUACUAACAUCAUAAAUGAGUUGGUUUCCCUUGGUAGACAGAUUCCUAUAGAUGAGCAGGUUAGGAAGGUUCUAAGAAGUCUUCCACAAGAUGAGAGAUGGAGAGCUAAGGUGACAGCCCUUCAGGAAAUGAAGGACUUUACAAAAUUCAAUAUUGAACAACUAACAGGUUCUCUCAUGACUCAUGAGCUACACCUUGGAGUCAACAAUGAACCCAUGAGGAACAAGGGAUUGGCUCUUAAGGCUGAUGAGGAGGAAGACUCAGAAGUGGACGAGGAUGAGGCUGCCCUAAUUGUGCGAAGAUUCAAAAAGAUUUUCAAGAAAGGCCGAACCUCAAGGAACUUCGGGAAAAAUACCUCAAAUACAAAGCCUGACUACAGCUGCCACAAGUGUGGAUCUCCAAAUCACUUUAUCAGAGACUGUCCCCUUUGGGAAAAUGAUAAAGGGAAAGGAAAGGCUAAGGAACAGGGAAGAGAAAAAUUCAGCAAAGAAAACUAUCAAAAGUCAGACAUGAGGAAGGCCAUGAUAGCAGCCUGGGGAGACUCAGAAAGUGAAGAAGAAGAUGAUGAACAACCAGAAGAAGAGACGGCCAAUCUUUGUUUGAUGACCAAAUCAGAUGAUGAAAAGGCUUACCUUGAGGAACUCCAGAAAGAGGUGUUUCUUGAUCCUAAACAGCUUGAAACUCUCUCUAAAGAUGUUUGCAAAGAACAUGGUGCUUGGUUGGAAACAGCCUAUGCCAAGUCUCAAAGCAAAUUAAGAGAGCUUGAUUUUAAAUACAAAUACAUAACUGAAAUAGCUGAUAGAAUUAAGAAUGAAAUUCUAGCAGUUCCUCAAGCGAUUAGUUACUUAAAUUCAAUGUUGAUUUUGAAAAUUUUUAAAAAUGAGCUUUCUACUUUAAAAACCCAAAAGGAUCAACUUGAAUCGGAACUGAAUGCUAGAAAGGAUAGAAGUAUUGGCCCAAAAGUCAUACCUAAGUGGAUAGUCGAAGCUCAAGGAAAAAGAACUGAAGGCCUUGGUUAUAUGACCAAGAAGAAAGGUAAGCAAAAGAAAUAUGUUGAGCUUCCUAGCAUGAAGGUCCUAGUGAGGGGGAACAACUCGUGGUAUCUCGACAGCAGUUGUUCAAAGCAUAUGACAGGUGAUAAAUCAAAAUUCCUCUCACUAGAAGACUACCCUGGAGGAACAGUAACCUUUGGGGAUAAUAAGAAGGGCGAGAUCAUUGGAAAAGGAAAUUCUGUAAGUUUUACUUCUGACUCUUGCAACAUCAUCAACAACAAGUCAGGAAAGGUUGUUCUAGAAGGAACUAGAAGAGGGAACACUUAUACAGUUGACCUCAACUUAAUCCCAAGGAACAACCUUACAUGUCUGAGUGUUGUUGAAGAUGAUCCCCUAUUAUGGCAUAAACGUUUUGGACAUGCUAGCUUUUCAUUACUGGACAAGCUAAGGGAAAAUGGCAUGAAUCAUAACUUCUCAGCUCCAAGGACUCCCCAACAUAAUGGAAUUGUAGAAAGGAAGAAUCGAACCCUUGAGGAAAUGGCUAGAACGAUGUUGAUUGCAAGUGGAUUGCCAAGGAACUUCUGGGCUGAAGCCGUGAAUACAGCAUGUUACAUCCUUAACAGGGUAACAAUCAGAAGUGUCAUCAACAAGACUCCCUAUGAACUAUUCAGGGGAAGAAAGCCAAACAUAUCUCAUCUUAGAGCCUUUGGUUGUAAGUGCUUUGUACAUAACAAUGGUAAGAAAAACCUAGGGAAAUUUGAUUAA